Betta splendens (Siamese fighting fish) is the source of this 1633-nucleotide messenger RNA. RefSeq names its product dehydrogenase/reductase (SDR family) member 1 (gene dhrs1). Bases 202 to 1125 code for a protein of 307 amino acids. The record is from RefSeq and is a predicted model, not a curated record. The transcript is spliced from 9 exons. Lineage: Eukaryota; Metazoa; Chordata; Actinopteri; Anabantiformes; Osphronemidae.
AACCUGAAGAAGAGCUGCGUCCGAAACAGCCUAGAACUUGUCGCAGCGUUGCUCCUUCUGUUGUAGCCUGAGGCGGUAGAAUAACAGCUGAUCCAACAGUCGUGACAUUAGCAACUGUUCGUUUCCUUGUCUUUAUCCUCUGUGUUACUCUGUCGCUCACCUGUGAUCCAAAAUCCAACACUAUCUGAAUUAAAAGAGAAAAUGUCACUGUCUGGCUGGGUAUGUGUGGUAACAGGUGCCUCCAGAGGCAUUGGCAGGGGUAUAGCCCUCCAGCUGUCUGAGGCAGGAGCGACUGUGUACCUCACAGGGCGCCAAGAGAGGACUCUGGAACACACUGCUGCAGAGGUGAAGGAGAGAGGUGGGGUCUGUGUGCCAGUUGUUUGUGACUCUACAAAAGAUGAAGACAUCGAAAAAUUGUUUAAACAAAUCAAGCGUGAACAGAAUGGCAGGCUGGAUAUCCUGGUUAAUAAUGCCUAUGCUGGAGUACAGGAUAUCUUUGACAAUAUGGGGAAAAAGUUCUGGGAAACUGAUCCAUCCAUUUGGGAUUCCAUCAACAACACGGGCCUCAGGGGGCACUAUUUUUUCUCCGUCCAUGCGUCCAGGAUGAUGGUGGCACAAGGUCGAGGUCUGAUAGUCACAGUCUCAUCUUUGGGAGGCCUGCGGUACCUCUUCAAUGUGUCAUAUGGUGUUGGCAAAGCCGCAUGCGACAGGCUGGCGGCAGACAUGGCUGUGGAGCUGAAACCCAGAGGGGUGGCUUCUGUGAGCUUGUGGCCAGGAGCAGUACAGACAGAACUGGUGUCUCAGUUCUUAUUGGAGAAGGACUCUGCACAUUCCAAUGUCAAACAUAUAUUCGCCAACGGAGAAAGCACAGAAUUAAGUGGGAAGUGCAUUGUCAGCCUGGCAAAAGACAAAAAUUUGAUGUCACUGACUGGAAAAGUCCUAAUGACAUGUGACCUAUCAAGGCGCUAUGGGAUCCAGGAUAUUGAUGGCCGGAGUGUGACUGAUUACACCUCACUAAAGUUCCUCGUGGCCCAGGUCCCGUAUCUGUCCUGGCUCUCCUUUGUUGUGCCCUCGUUCCUACGUCUUCCGCGCUUCAUGCUCACUCUGGCAAACAGCCGCUUCUGAGCCGUUCGCUUCCCGAAGCCAUUCCUCUGUGGAGGUAUCAGCUAACUCUAAUGGACCAAUCCUACUAAAAGUCUGUGAACCUACAGUUUGAUAACACAUGGUAAACGUGAAUAAUCAAUCAGCAUACACGCUAUUGUCUGUCAGUAAAGCCACACUGUGAAAAGGACUCAUAAUAUUGCCAAUAUUUGCACUUUUAACAAAUGUUUAUGUACCUCACACCACUACAGUAUGCACAGCAUAUGACAAGCUAAAUAACGUUUGCCGAAUUACUGGCUUGUCUCUGUAAUAAAACUCAUGAAACAUCUACAGUGAUUUUUUAAUCUGUAUUAUUCAGUUUGACUUGAUAUACUUAAAUCUUGGUUACAGUGAAGACUAACAGACUGUACUUUAUAUAGUUUAUUAGCUACAACUCUGUAUCCUACUUGUGACGAUAUUUGAUGAGCUGAGAGCCAUGAUCUGCUGUAUGACUGAAUGAUGUGUAUUUUACUCAUAAAAUCUUUUGUAGUCA